Brienomyrus brachyistius is the source of this 2535-nucleotide messenger RNA. Its product is annotated as NLR family CARD domain-containing protein 3-like. The transcript is spliced from 6 exons. The coding region runs from base 1023 to 2456 and encodes 477 amino acids. The record is from RefSeq and is a predicted model, not a curated record. NCBI's taxonomy places the organism in Eukaryota, Metazoa, Chordata, Actinopteri, Osteoglossiformes, Mormyridae.
CAUUCAAAAGAUGGCACAAACAGAAAAUGGCUGACAUACAAUGAAAGUAAUCACUCUCUAUUCUGCUCAGUAUGUCUUGCAUUUGCAAAACCUUUAGGCAGUGACCGUGCAUUUGUCAAAGGAGGUAUGCAGGCCUGGAAACAUACCCAUCAGAGAGUACAGGAACAUGAGAGAAGCAGUAUCCAUAGAGAAAGUGCUGAAACCUUUUUUCUUAGAGUCAACAAAGCAGAUAUCCAUACCCUUCUGACUGAUAAGCAAAUGACCGUCCAUUGAGACCAGGUUAGAAAGAGAAGGCAGGUCUUGGAACGUGUGAUUGAUGUAGUGAAAGUUAUUGGUAAAUGUGACUGCAGCAGCAGAGGUGGCCUGGGAGUGGAGUUAAAUUCCCGGCCUGAAUUAUUGUCCCAGUCCGCCACUGGGUGCCAGUGCUCCCCUUGUUGUUCAGUGCCAGGUGCCAGUGCUCCCCUUGUUAUUCAGUGCCAGGUGCGACUGCUCCCCUUCUUAUUCAGUGCCAGGUACCAGUGCUCUCAGCAGAUAUUGUGAGGUACCGGUACACUGAAGAGAAAAACAAAUAGGUGCUGGUACUGUGUGACGCCCGCUCCGUCCGCUCCUCGUGUGUGCCACGCCCCCUAAUUACCUACGUGUGAUUCCCUGAUUGUGCCCAGUCGUGUCUUGUUUCCUGCUGCCUUGUUUCGUGUAUUUAAGUCCCUGUUUUGCAUUAACCCCUUGUCUGUCUUUGAUGUUCGUUCCCGUUUGAUGUACCCUUGGCCCCGGUAUUCGAUUAAACCCCUUGUUUUGCCCGUAUAUGCCUGUCCGCCUGCUCUUUGCCCGCCUGCCCGAGCGAUCGCCCGCUUUUAAACAGCACGAUCGCAGCCGAGCGUGACAUACUGCAUGCCUGGUGAAAUAUGGCCCAUAAUUAUGACUCCAAAUGAUCAGUGGACGUCUCUGCCUGUGACUGCAAACUGGCUGUAGUCAGACUGCGAUACAUAGGACCUGGUUUCCUUACAGUCAUAAUCAUCUAAACAAUGGCUCACCAAGAGGAGCUCACUGAAGAUGAGCUGAAUGAGAUUAAAUAUAACCUGAUCCACCUGGAAUAUGAAGAGUAUCAGCGCAUUCCCAGGGGUCAGCUGGAGAAAUUGGACAGAAUUGGCAUCGCCGACAUGAUGAUACGUUCCUAUGGUGAAGUCGGUGCUUUCAAGGUCACGCUUGAAAUCCUGAAGAACAUGAAUCUGAAUGACCUUGCUGAGAGACUGAACCUGCAGAAGUGUAACCAAGUAGGAAGUGAGCUGCUUAACAUAUUGGAGAAAAGGGAGCUAAUGCUGGACAGAAUAAAGUGUAACCUAAAGAAGCAAUUUCAGCGUAUAUUUGAAGGGGGAGCUAAGGAAGGACAGCCAACACUUCUCAGUGAGAUUUACACAGAACUCUACAUAACUGAAGGGGGAGCUGGAGGAGUCAAUGAUGAACAUGAAGUGAGACAGAUUGAAACAGCAUCCAAGAAAAGGCGAACAGAAGAUACUACAGUGAAGUGCAAUGAUAUAUUUAAACCCUUACAUGGGCGUGAGACACCUAUCAGAACUGUACUCACUAAAGGGGUCGCAGGUAUCGGGAAAACAGUCUCUGUUCAGAAAUUUAUUCUAGACUGGGCAGAAGGAAAAGCAAACCAGGACAUUCACUUAAUAUUUGCUCUUCCUUUCCGGAACCUGAAUUUGGUUAAGGGUGAAUUCAGUCUGAUUGAACUGCUUCACUGCUUUGAUCCAGAACUAAAGUCAUUUCAAUCCACUGAGCUGUUAAGGCACAAAGUUUUGUUGAUCUUUGAUGGUCUGGAUGAGUGUCGCCUUCCUCUAGAUUUCCAGAAAAAUGAGAGUUGGUUUGAUGUAACAAAAAAAACGUCACUGGAUGUGCUGUUGACUAACCUCAUUAAGGGGAAUCUGCUCCCAUCAGCUCUCCUCUGGAUAACCUCCCGGCCAGCAGCAACCAAUCAGAUACCUCCUGAAUGCAUCGACCAGGUGACCGAGAUACGAGGGUUCAGUGAUGCCCAGAAGGAGGAGUAUUUCAGGAAGAGAUUCAGUGAUCAGAGCCUGACUGAAAGGAUUAUCACACAUGUGAAAUCAUCAAGGAGCCUCUUCAUCAUGUGCCACAUACCUGUGUUCUGCUGGAUUUCAGCCUCUGUUCUUGAGAGUCUUUUUAGUGAGUCUGACAGUGGAGAAAUUCCAAGGACUCUGACUGAAAUGUACACACACUUCCUGAUCAUUCAGGGGAGUUUAAAAAAUGACAAGUAUAGGCUCCAGACCUCUGUGACCCAGAAUAGGACAAGCUGGUACAGAAAACUGAAGGAUGGAAGGAUGAAAAACAAUGAAACCAAGUCUAUUAAAUGCUUCCUUCUAAAACUUGGUAAACUGGCUUUUCGUAACCUUGAGAAAGGCAAUCAUAUUUUACGAGAAAGAUCUGGAACAGAGUGACCUUGAUGUCAGAGAAACUUCAGUUUACUCUGGAUUGUGCACAGAAGUCUUUAAAAAGGAGUAUGGGUUGUACCAGGAG